GCCGCGCUCGCCCGCCCGAUUCCAACAUGGCGGCGGGGGGCGGCGGCGGCCGCGGGGCCGGCGGGGGCAGCGCCCCGCGCUGGGGCGGCGGCGGCGGCCGGGCCGCGCCGCACGAGAAGCUGCCGGUGCACGUGGAGGAUGCACUUUCCUACCUGGACCAGGUGAAGAUUCGCUUUGGCAGCGACCCUGCCACCUACAAUGGCUUCCUGGAGAUCAUGAAGGAGUUCAAGAGCCAGAGCAUUGACACACCUGGAGUCAUCCGACGUGUUUCUCAGCUUUUCCAUGAGCAUCCUGACCUCAUUGUAGGAUUCAAUGCAUUUCUUCCUCUGGGCUACAGGAUAGAAAUUCCAAAGAACGGGAAGUUAAGUAUACAGUCACCUUUGAAUAGUCAGGUGCCCCCAGAGCCCGUUCCCAGCGCGCUCCCUGGCAGUGGGCUGGUCUUGCACUACUCCCAGGAGAACUCCCACAACCACAGUGACUGCUCCGAGGAGUUCCGGCAGCAGCUUCCCUACAAAGAAGAUAAAUCCCAAAUUCCCUUGGAAUCUGAUUCCGUGGAGUUCAAUAAUGCCAUCAGUUACGUGAAUAAGAUCAAAACACGUUUCCUUGACCAUCCAGAGAUUUACAGAUCCUUUCUAGAAAUCCUUCACACUUACCAGAAAGAGCAGCUGAACACCAAGGGCCGACCCUUCCGGGGCAUGUCAGAGGAGGAAGUGUUCACUGAAGUGGCCAAUCUGUUCCGGGGACAGGAGGAUCUGCUCUCGGAGUUUGGACAGUUCCUCCCGGAGGCAAAAAGGUCUUUGUUCACAGGAAAUGGACCAUGUGAGGUGAACAGUGUCCAGAAAACUGAGCAUGAGAAGAAUCUGGAGCACAGCAAGAAGCGAUCCAGGCCGCUGCUGCUGCGUCCUGUUUCUGGCCCAGCAAAGAAGAAAAUGAAGCUGCGAGGUACCAAAGAUCUGUCAGUGGCGACAGUGGGGAAAUACGGGACACUGCAAGAGUUUUCCUUCUUUGACAAGGUGCGCAGGGUGCUUAAGAGUCAAGAGGUCUAUGAAAAUUUUCUGCGUUGUAUUGCUCUCUUCAACCAGGAGUUGGUCUCUGGCUCUGAGUUGCUCCAGCUUGUUACACCCUUUUUGGGGAAAUUCCCAGAACUCUUUGCACAGUUCAAGUCCUUCCUUGGGGUGAAAGAGCUUUCCUUUGCUUCUCCGCUGAGCGACCGCUCCGGGGAUGGAAUGAGCCGGGAAAUCGAUUACGCUUCCUGCAAACGCAUCGGAUCCAGUUACAGGGCUCUCCCAAAAACCUACCAGCAGCCAAAGUGCAGUGGGAGAACAGCCAUUUGCAAGGAGGUGUUAAAUGAUACCUGGGUUUCGUUUCCAUCCUGGUCUGAAGACUCCACUUUUGUCAGCUCCAAGAAGACUCCGUAUGAGGAGCAGCUGCACCGCUGUGAGGACGAACGCUUUGAGCUGGAUGUUGUCCUGGAGACCAAUUUAGCCACAAUCCGUGUGCUGGAGAGUGUGCAGAAAAAGCUGUCCCGCCUGACCCAGGAGGACCAGGAGAAGUUUCGCCUGGAUGAUUGUUUGGGAGGAACCUCAGAAGUGAUCCAGCGCCGGGCCAUCUAUCGCAUCUACGGUGACAAAGCUCCAGAGAUCAUCGAGAGUCUGAAGAAAAACCCAGUCACUGCUGUCCCUGUGGUUCUUAAGAGAUUGAAAGCAAAAGAGGAAGAAUGGAGGGAGGCCCAGCAGGGCUUCAACAAGAUUUGGAGGGAGCAGUAUGAGAAGGCCUAUUUGAAAUCCCUGGACCACCAGGCCGUCAACUUCAAGCAGAAUGACACCAAAGCUCUGCGCUCCAAGAGCUUGCUGAAUGAAAUUGAGAGUGUUUAUGAUGAGCAUCAGGAGCAGCAUUCGGAGGGGAGGAGUUCAUCCACGAACGAGCCUCAUCUUAUCUUCAUCUAUGAAGACAAGCAGAUUUUGGAAGAUGCAGCAUCUCUUAUCAGCUAUUAUGUGAAGAGGCAGCCCACCAUCCAGAAGGAGGAUCAGGCAACCAUCAGGCAGAUUGUGCAUCACUUCAUACCUGAGCUGUUUUUCUCUCAGCCACCUGAACACAACAUUUCUGAGGAAUCAACCGAUGACGACAGAGAAAACCACCAGGGGCAGAAUCUGGAUACUCCUGAGCUGCGGAAAAAACACGUGCCUGGGCCUCCAAGCAGUCCUUUGGAGACCAAAGCAACUUUCUGUGAUGUUACAGCUGCUGAGCCCCACAAUACCCUGGAUGAUGUUUACAGCCUCUUCUUUGUCAAUAAUAAUUGGUAUUUCUUCCUGCGCCUUCACCAGACUCUGUGCUCCAGGCUCCUAAAGAUUUAUCGCCAGGCCCAGAAGCAGCUUCUGGAAUAUCGAACUGAGAAGGAGAGAGAGAAGCUCCUCUGUGAAGGGAGGAAAGAAAAAACUAAUGAUCCAGCCAUGGAGCUAAGACUGAAGCAACCAAGUGAGGUGGAGCUGGAGGAAUACUACCCAGCCUUCCUGGACAUGGUGAGGAGCCUGCUGGACGGGAACAUCGACCCCACGCAGUACGAGGACACCCUGAGGGAGAUGUUCACCAUCCACGCCUACAUCGGCUUCACCAUGGACAAGCUGGUGCAGAACAUCGUGCGCCAGCUUCACCAUCUAGUGAGCGAUGACAUCUGCUUGAAGGUGGUUGAGCUCUACCUGAACGAGAGGAAGCGAGGAGCUGCUGGGGGUAAUUUGUCAUCCCGCUGUGUCCGGGCAGCAAAGGAGACCAGCUACCAGUGGAAGGCUGAACGGUGCAUGGCAGAUGAGAACUGCUUCAAGGUGAUGUUUCUCCAGAGGAAAGGACAGGUGAUCAUGACCAUAGAGCUGCUGGAUACAGAAGAGACCCAGACAGAAGAUCCUGUGGAGGUCCAGCACCUGGCGAACUACAUGGAGCAGUACGUUGGGGUGGAAGGAGCUCCCAACAACCAGAACGAUGGCUUCCUCCUGAAACCGGUCUUUCUGCAGAGAAACCUGAAGAAGUUUCGCAAGUGGCAGUGCAAGCAGGUGAGGGCCCUGCGCAGCGAGGUGAAGAGCUCCUGGAAGCGGCUGAUCGGGGUGGAGAGCGCCUGCAAUGUCGACUGUCGCUUCAAGCUCAACACCCACAAGAUGAUGUUCAUCAUGAACUCUGAGGAUUACAUGUACAGGAGGGGAGCUCUCUGCAGAGCCAAGCAGGUCCAGCCCGUGGUGCUGCUCAAGCAUCACCAGCAGUUCGAGGAGUGGCACAACCGGUGGCUGGAGGAGAACGUGUCCAUGGAGGCCGUGGAUGUGGUUCAAGACUGGCUGAUGGGGGAUGAGGAUGAGGAGAUGGUGCCCUGCAAAACCACCUGUGAGACAGUGAAUGUCCACGGGGUGCCAGUGAACAGAUACAGAGUCCAGUACAGCCGCCGUCCCGCUUCACCCUGAGCACCCAGACGAGGCAGAGCUUUGCUGGUGAAGCACAUUUACUAUGACAAUAGUGGUGGGAAUGCAAUGUAUGUAUUAAUGAUAUUUAUCCAAACAGCAUUUUACUUUGGAUUAUCAUGUAUUUUCCAUAUGGCAUAGACUUGUCUCCUUGCAGUGUAAUCCUCCAGCCAUCAUGAAGAGACUUUUAAAAGCUUUUAUGGGAAGGGGGCUCUUGGCAUUGCCACACACUUUUCAGUAGUUUCCUGGCUUUAGGCCACUGCUGACCAGCUCAGUGAGGGGGUGAACUACCACUAGUGGCUUUGUUGGAGAGGUGGAGCUGGGCUGGUGUUUGAGCAGAUGCUGGCAGCUGCUUCCACUUUGAAGGGUUUAAUACUCCCUAUCUUCCUGACUUUGUGCCGUCUUGGAGCCUGCAGAACUCUUCACUCUACCCUGGGAGUGCCAGCGGGGCCGAGAGCUCCCGGCACAGGGGGGCUUCGUUAUCCCUGUGAACCAACAAGACAACAAAGGACUCUUGUUCCUGGUGCUCUGGUGAGAAAAAUGCCAAAACUGACACGGGGAUGGCCAGCACUCAAGGCUCUGAUGCUCCCUCAUCAAGCAAGUGUUCUGGGGCAUGAGCUGAGGGGAAGAGCCCUGAGCUGUGCUGCUGGGACGGGAGCGAUGCCCAGCCCCAGAUCCCCCAGCCACGCUGCUUUGGGAGUUGAGGACCUGCUGCACACUCUGCCUUCCAGAAUAUCCAUGGGGAGGAACAUCCAUGGGGAGGAACAUCCAUGGGGAGGAACAUCCAUGGGGAGGAAUGUCCAUUGCGAGGUCUGGCCUGGUUUUUGGCUUUGUGUUUUGCAUGUUGGUGGGCAGCUCCGGAGCUGGGCGUUUCCCUGCUCACGGCCGGCCCCCGGCGCUCCGCGGGGCUGCAGCUCGGCGGUGACAGCGGCAGAUGGAGCUCCCGGAGCACAGCUGGGAGCUGAGCUCCGACCCACGGACCCUCCUGUUUCUGCUGGGUCAGCACAGGCGCUGGGUUUGCAGGGACACACGGAAAUCUGCGAGGAGCAGAGUGAGAUCCAGCCACAACCAUCCCAGAUGAGCUUUUCCACCGAAGCAUCUGUACUGCUAUCAAAGCUGUUUUUGCCAUGAAACCCAACACAUCCUGCCCUGAUCCGUGCAGAACACUACACCUGACUUAAUCUAGUGAGAAAUCGAGGAAACUUACUCGUGUCUGUCCUGCAGCCCCAUUGUGACUUCACUCCUGAUUUUCAGGGGCCAAGGGCAAGCACACUGUCCGUGGAGUGUAUUACAAACAUUACAUUUUGAGGCAUACCCAGCCUCCUUUCAGCUUUGCUUCCAACUUUUCCCUGGCUUUUGGGGCAAUACCCCCCCACCCCCCAAACUUUUUGUGGCUUUGAUUUCUAGGUUAUGAUUUCUGCCAGACCUAAGGAGCAGCCUGUAGGAUUUGUCCUGGGUUAUUUCCACUGUAUGACAUUUGGUUUCGCAAUUGUCUCACUUGACAGUAGAAAAAUUGGCCUUUGGGGUACAUUUAAUAGAAAACUGUCCCAAGUCUUUGUCUUUUUUGCAAAAUAAUCUGUGGGAGGGAAGGAGGGAGGCCACUCUCUGGCAUUUGUGGCCACUUGCACAACCACUGCCAGCAGAGACAUUUCAUCAAGAGCCCGUGUUCUCCUCAGCUGGGUCUCUGCUAAACUUUGGUUCCUGAAAUGAGCUGAAGGUUCUUCCCCUGCCCUCGUUGCAGUGAUAAGAGACCACGUGGCUCUGCAAGGGCUGGGGGGAGCAGGGGGACAAGCCCAGUGCAAAGCACAGUGUCCCCCUUUCCCUUCCAGCCAGCUCACCAAAACACGCCUCAGUCCUGCUCACCUCUCUGCUGUCUCCCAGUGGAGAUGACAAUUGUGCCAAAUUUUAUGGUUUUAUGAUACAGAGAACUGUUUACUAGAAAAUAGGUGGCAACUUGUGGCUUAAAAUGCGUUUGAUUCCUGGUGUACCAAGGUGGGAACACCCCUGGGCACCGUCCUGUUCCAUCAACCCAUUCUAAGUGUACUUCAGGUAUUUUUAAGCAUCCUUAUUUUGUAAACCUUAAUUUAUAAUCUGAACUGAUUAAGCAAGACUUUUGCCCUUUACAGUGCUAUUGUCUCAAAGCUGAGAGUAGCAAGGGAUGUGAAGGGAAGAUCAGGCAGGUUUGAGAGGGGCUUGUUCAUGUCUGAGGGUUUCAGCUGUGUAUCUGCACGACCUUGAGUCAAGAGUUUGUUCUUCCAUUUGUUUGAAGGAUCUUUGCUUUUGGGCUUGUAAUUGCUUUGCCAGCUCCUUGAAUGUAGUUUUUUUUUAUAUUUAUUUGCACAUUCAAGUAAAAUAAAAUAUUGAUUUUAAAAGUC
This is a messenger RNA of Poecile atricapillus (Black-capped chickadee), 5815 nucleotides long. It is a transcript of the gene SIN3B, whose product is annotated as SIN3 transcription regulator family member B. Lineage: Eukaryota; Metazoa; Chordata; Aves; Passeriformes; Paridae. The transcript has 19 exons. Gene Ontology annotation, molecular function: transcription corepressor activity. The record is from RefSeq and is a predicted model, not a curated record. Gene Ontology annotation, cellular component: chromatin. Gene Ontology annotation, biological process: negative regulation of transcription by RNA polymerase II. The coding region runs from base 27 to 3443 and encodes 1138 amino acids.